AUGGCAUCCCACCAACUCCUUGAAAGGUUAAAGAAGCGAGUCCAUCGAAUCCGAUUAGCCACGAUCAACAUCGGCACCUUCACCGGCUGCAGCCGCGAACUGGCCGACGCCCUCAAGACCCGCCGCAUAGACAUUGCAUGCAUCCAGGAGACCAGAUGGAAGGGGAGCAAGGCGAGGGACAUUGGAGAAGGCUAUAAGCUCUUAUACCAUGGCGUUAGGUCAAGUCAAAAUGGAGUUGGCAUGGCCAUUAGCAAGCGGUUACGAGAGAGUGUCGUCGAAGUCAACAACAUCUCUGAUCGCCUCAUCUCGGUCAAGAUUGUAUCCGGUCCGACCACCAUCAGAGUUGUCUCAUGCUACGCCCCUCAAGUGGGUUGCCUUGGUGAGGAGAAGGAUGCAUUUUGGGAGAGCCUCGACACGCACCUCCAGAUGGUCGCCCCGGAGAAGCACAUCCUGGUCGGAGGGGACCUUAACAGCCAUGUUGGGUCUGACCUUUCGCCACUGCUCUUCAUCACCUGCAUGGAUACGGCGACAGCAGAUCUGCAGGCGCCAUACUCUUGGUCCCUACUCUACGCUGUUGACGUAUUUCUCACUGGCAGGGAACGGCAAGACCUCCAAGACCAAACACAGCAUUGGAAAGAUCGUCUGGAUGUGAAUGGCCUGCAACUCAACCUCGACAAGACGGAGUACAUGGAAUAUGGCCCUCAGACUGAUGAUACCAUCAGGAUCGAAGGUAGAGACCUGAAGAAGGCCACCCAAUUCAAGUACCUUGGUUCCACCCUCUCGGCUGAUGGCGACAGUCUUCCAGACACAAGAUCAAGAGUCAACACUGCCUGGCUGAAGUGGCGCCAGGUAACUGGCGUACUCUGCGAUCGACGCAUGCCAAACCACCUCAAGGCGAAGGUCUACAAGACAGUCGUCCGCCCAGUUGCCCUGUAUGGGGCAGAGUGCUGGCCCGCAUCCACCAGGCAUGAACAGGCCCUUCAUGUAAUGGAGAUGCACAUGCUCAGGUGGACGUUAGGACUGACCCGAUGGGACCAGGUGAUGAAUGAGGACGUCAGGAAAAUUAUGGGUGUGACACCGAUCAUGGACAAGAUGAGGGAAGCACGCCUCCAAUGGUACAGCCACGCAGUCGGAGUCGAGGAGAGCACUGCGCCUCAACCCCGAGGGAAAAAAAAACCAUGCGGACGGCCAAAGAAAUGGUGGAUGGACCAGAUUAAGGAAGAUAUGAGGCACGUCAACACCACCCCCGAAGAUGCCCUUGAUCGGAAGAAAUGGAGAGCAACUUGCCGAAAAGCGGACCCUGCAACUACGUGGGACAAACACUAG
Molecule: messenger RNA, 1326 nt
Organism: Myxocyprinus asiaticus (Chinese sucker)
Lineage: Eukaryota; Metazoa; Chordata; Actinopteri; Cypriniformes; Catostomidae
Exons: 3
Coding region: 1-1326 (441 amino acids)
Molecular function (GO): catalytic activity
Source: RefSeq, a predicted model, not a curated record